Molecule: messenger RNA, 4780 nt
Organism: Ectocarpus sp. CCAP 1310/34
Lineage: Eukaryota; Phaeophyceae; Ectocarpales; Ectocarpaceae
Source: the annotation of a GenBank genome assembly
AUGAUGACCAGGUCAGGCGAGUGGAGCGCUGUGGACGUCCUCAGGAGUGGGCCGAAUCCUCGCUGGAGGUGCAAGAGUUGCUCGACGGUGUAUACGGGCGCGCCGAGGAGAAUUGCGCAGCAUAUCCUCGGGGUCGGCGGCGUCGGGCAGAUCAGGCCUUGCCCACGGCCUCUCAAGGAGUACGUGACGCUCAUGGCGGACCUCAUGGCGCUCGACAAGCAGAGCGGCCGGCUGGUGCGGAAGACGAGGUUGAGUGGCAAGGACGGUACCAGCAGCAGCAGCAGCGUCAGAGACGGCCGCGGCCCCGGGGACGGAGGAGGAGGAGGAGGAGGCCAUGGUGAAAGCCCCUUCCCGACCAAGGCGUCAAAGCGAAAACCACAUGCGACAGCACGCUGGGGCGGUGAGAACGACACCGCCACCGCCGCAGAAGCCGCCGCAGCACCACAAUCUGCCGCCGCCGCCGCCGCCGCCGCUGCUGCUACUGCCGCCGCUCCCGCACCGGAGCGUUUCGAGGUCUACGUCGCCAAGGAGGACUUCAAGUUCAGCUCGUCGCACUUCGUGGCCUUCGAAGGGUUCAGAGAGCGCCUGCACGGGCACAACUACUCGUGCGGCGUGCGGCUCAGGGGGGAGGUUUGCGAGGACGGCUACGUGGUGGAUUUCGGGAUUGUGAAGAAGGUGAUGCGGAAGCUGUGCAAGGGGCUCAACGAGCGGUUUCUGUGCCCCAUGGAGAGCGACGCUCUCGAUAUCACCCUGACCGGCUCUCAGGUGGUGAUUGUUUGCCAGGACGGGGCAACUUUCGUGCUUCCGCGGGAUGACUGCGCCUUGCUACCGCUGGUGAACUCCACCGCCGAGGAGCUGUCGCACUUCCUGUUCUCCCGCUUGCUGCGCGAGUUCACGCUCCCGUACCUGCACUCAAGAGGAGUCACGGAGAUGGACGUAUCGGUGGCCGAGCUUCCAAGACAGGAGGCGAUAUACCGAGGGAAAAUCCCGCCGUCCGAAGACAUGAUCCAGGACCCCCCAUUCAGAACAGCCCGCAGAGUAAGGGGCUGCUUCGAAGACAGCAACAACAACAACAACGAAGAGGGUUGCAGCAUCACCUUCAGCGGCUGCGCGAGCAAGAUGGACACCACAUCCACGCCCGGCGGUGGCGUCUACAACCACCACAGCCACAUGGACGUGGGGGUGAACGACCUGCCUCCUCACACCGCGUGCGGGGGGGGGGGUGCCGACGGCGGUGGGCUCGGCGGCGGCGGCGAAGGCGGCGGAGGCGUAUUGGGCGUGGGGCCCGGGUGGAAUCCCUCCGUCGUGCCACCGGCCGCCCCCGGCGGCGGCCUCCCUGACAGCGGCGGCGGGGUGGUGUUGGGGAACCCACCGGGGACAGGGGUCAUGGUUGGACGCGUGCACUUGGGAGGGGCGGAGCCGGGGGGCGUCGGCGGGGGGCCGCCGGGGGUGGGGGGACCCUUGUCUGGGAUCGGGGGCCCCGCCGCCGGGGACGUGAGGGGGGGCAUCAUGAACCCGCUGGCGCCGGGGUUGCGGCCGAACAGCAUCCCCACGCCGGCGGCCGUUGCGAGUCGGGGUUUCGCGGCAGGCCAGAGAGGGCGCGGGCGCGGCGGGGGGCUGCAGGAAGGGCAGGACUUUUCAUCCCCGGAGUCGACAGGGGCCCGCGGGGGAGAGCUGUGACAAGCAGCAGUCAGUGAAUCGCUGGCGCGUUUUUUUUUUCAAGGACGACAGGUUUUGUGUUGUUUUGUUUUGUCCCGUUUUUCGUUUGGGAGUUAACCCUUGUCUUUGGUACAAUACCCUUCGUAUGUUCACGUGAACUUUUUGUUGGCAGAGAGAGAGAAAAGAUGCCCGCAGUUUUCUGAUCGGUCAAAAAGUGAACCCGCCGUGGAUGACAUCACAUGUCGACCAGGGAUUUUCGGCCAAUCAGAAAACUGCGGGCACCUUUUCUCCUUCUCGGGGGUGGGAGGUAGGAUAAUUACAAUCACUGCCAAGCGCGUGAUGGUGUGGACAUUCAUUUGUUCUCUCGCCCCUUGAUGGUGCGCUGCAAUGCUACGGCCUUAGGGCCUGCCACUGGGGAGUGAACGUGGAUUGCAUCGUGUGAAAUGGCGCGGGUAUUAUGGUCUUUCAAGGUUUUCAUGGAAACAAGGGGUCCGUAGAGAAGGACAAGAAGAAAGGAAAGAUCGACGGGUGUAAUCACGUGUGAGAAACGAGAGCAAAUGGCUGGCAGCAGUAGCAGCAGCAGCAGCAGCUAUCAGGAUUUCAGGCACGGCAUGCGAUGAUGUAAAGAAUCAGGGACCAUGGAAGCAUGCAUACGCUCCCGUCACUUCAUACUAGUCUUAUCGACAACGGCGGCUGGCUGUAUUUGGUUCCGAGCCAGCAUAGCUGUAGCAUGCUUGUGUGCUGACCUGUGCGUCAUCUCGAUGAUUAUGCUCGAGGCUCCUCUGGUGGCCGGAACGGGUGCAGGUGUCUCUCUCUUCUCAAGUCUGCUUGCUUCGCUUUUUGGUUCCGCAUCCUAGACUAGGCGUACCUGCGUAGCUCAUAGUUUCAGAACAUGAUCUGCAUGUCUCGUGAAGUAGACGGGGAGAGCGGUUUGACGCAGCCACAACCAGCAACGUGCGAGAAACGGGGUGCGUCUGUAUUGGGGGGAGGCGGGCACACGCCCCGGGGGCUUGCCGUCCAACGCGUUUCGAUUUGUUUUUGUGGGAGGGGGGGUGGUAUCAAUAGCUGGCUUUGUUUUCACCAACUCGGCACGAAGCCUAGGCAACGGUCACGCGAUUCACCUUAAUACCAUCUGUCCAUCUUCAACUGAAUGAAGUUCCCGGUUCGUGGGUUGCAGCCACACGUCGUGAGGAUUCCUUCAGGAUGGUGAGCAGAUCUAUAUUUCACCAGAAAGUUGUGGUAUGGUCUGUAGUAGAUGAUUUGUUUGUGCUUUCCUUCUUCAGCAUCGAAGAUUCUGAUACUCUUUUAUUUUCUUCCGUCAGUUUUUGUUUCAUUUGUACUGCUGCGAGGAGAAACGUCCGAAGGCCAAAAGACGUGCUCAAGAUUCUUUGCCAUGGCAUGUGCAGCAAGAGUUUCAUGCGGAGUAAUAUGGGACCGACGGUAGGUGCCUGUACAGGUUUUUGUUUUGCGUCCGAAACAGGCUUUGCUGGUUGUGAUUUUCACUCGGAAAAAGAGACAAGAGCCGUGCACGAUGCAUGGGUGCCUGGCUGGUAGGUAUUCCGAAAAAACGUCGGUCCGAUGCAGCCUGCGUUACUACGAAAGCUUGAUAGCUGACUGUGUGACAGAUGGAUGCGUCAUGUAUAUAUUAAUUGAUUGAAUUUUGGUGUUGGGGAGGUGCAACAGGUGUUUGGUGCUGUGCUUUACUAACAUUCAAUCAAAUACAAUCGUUGGUUUUUGGCACAAACAGUUUUUCUACUAUCGUCCAUGGCCGCAUUUCGUGUUUGUUUGCCCGUGUGAGGAUGACUGCUAGGAUUUAUUUAUUGUUUUAUGUGUGGUCUCGUCACUCGGCUAGUUGGUAAUAUUAGAGUACCAUAGCCUAUUGUAGGAGCCGGAUGGUCAAGGCGGGAGGUGGCGCUAUCCAGGGGGGGAAGUUAUCAAACCCAUUCAUCGUGCGCGGCAGGACUACUACUAUUUACGGCUUGGUAUGGGAGGCAUUAGAUGGCGAUGGUGAUGGGUUGACUGGUUCACCCUGCCCCAGAAUUCUGAGUUGAAGUUCUGCGGGUUAACCUGUUUGUGUCGUUACUAUUUGCAUCCAAUCGGCUGAACAAUCAAUCAAAAGACGUAGUUAGUCUCAGUGCGGUUGAAAACAGAGAGUGGUUGAAGGUCAUCAUCAUCUCGGACUCCGUGAGGGGGCGUCGUGGGGGAGGCUAUGUGUGUGUGUGUGGUGCAGAGAAAAACCACAGCUGGUAGUCUUCGAGCGCUUUGUGCUCACAAAUGUCCCCCUCUCUAACAAAAAUCAAUGAAUUGAACACGAAAAAAAACUCGGGCAUGCGUGCAUCGCGUCGUCGUUCGAAUCCUUGAAAUCUUUCAGGAAAAAAAAAAAAAAGUAGCUGCUGUCAUCGGGUUUACGUCAACCUUACUUGCAGUCUCUCCGGGGACGGGCACCGAGCGAUCCAUCAAAACUGGUAUGCAUACAUGGUACCUUCCGUUCCUGUUUGCUUCUUUAUUCCGAGAAGAGAUAACCCACAUGAUGAGCGACACGACGAUUAUGUCACGACUAAAGUUGUAGUUUUCCUGGACCCGCCCACAGGCCACUUGAUGAAUUUCUCUCUAGGGCCUGGUUAUUUACCCAACAAAAUAUACACCAUUCGAAAGCUAUGAACCAGGGCUUUCGAAUGAGCCCACUUUUUGCUUUCACAGACACCUUGGUGACGAGUUAUGCCGAACAUACCGUUUCACCAAAAACGCGGCGGAACCGGUAAAUUACGAUUUGUCGUGCCCCCACCACCGCUGUGAAAAAAUAUGUACAGUCGUCCCCGCUUUAAAGACACUCUUCUUAAGGAAACUCCCCGCUAUAAAGACACAUUUUUUCCCCAGGAAAUGGUGCCCCGCAGAUGUACAAUAAUAUAGGGGGGUAUCGUUUCCACUAUGCGCCCCCCCCCCCAAAAAAUUUUGCUGGGACAGCAAAUCUGCAAGGCAUUGUAACAUCGACAGCGGUCUGCUGCAGCCCACACUACUGCGUGUGGGUAUGGAGAGAUUCCUCCCAUCUGCUGGCGGGUCGUCAGCUGCCGGCUUGAGGCCAUGUGGCGAACCCACGUGCCAGCAAAAGUCUCAACUCGUG